Coregonus clupeaformis (lake whitefish) is the source of this 1485-nucleotide messenger RNA. RefSeq names its product syntaphilin. NCBI's taxonomy places the organism in Eukaryota, Metazoa, Chordata, Actinopteri, Salmoniformes, Salmonidae. Gene Ontology annotation, biological process: neuron differentiation. The record is from RefSeq and is a predicted model, not a curated record. The coding region runs from base 1 to 1485 and encodes 494 amino acids. Gene Ontology annotation, cellular component: cytoplasmic microtubule; mitochondrion. The transcript has 5 exons.
AUGUCACUCCCUCAAAGUCGGAAGCCCUCUGCAGGUCAGCACAGGCGGUCAGUGGCCACUAGCAGUGGGCGCCAUUCCUAUAGCGAUGCCUCCAAUACCAACACUUACCCCACCAACACUUACCCCGGCAGGGCUAGUGAGGGCAGUCCUACAGCCCGGACAUAUCCUGGCACACCCAGGCAUCAGGUGAAGCAUGCAACCUGCAGUGAUAACCAUGGGAUUUGGCCCCCCACACCAGAGCAGUACCUCACCCCGCUGCAGCAGAAGGAGGUGUGUAUCAGACACCUGCGAGCCAGGCUGAGGGAGAAUGUCCAGACGCUGCAGCACAGGGACAGUGAGAUAGCUGAGAUGAAGACCCAGCUGUGUCGGAUGCAGGAGGACUGGAUAGUGGAGGAGUGUCACCGUGUGGAGGCCCAGCUGGCUCUGAAGCAGGCGCGCAGGGAGAUCCAGCACUUACACGAGGUCGUGGAGACAGUACGAUCAAACCUCGGCACCCCAGAAAAAGCCCCCUACGGACAAAAGCCAUACCUCUCACCGCAGGGACCCCGGACAGCAAGGUCCCGCUCCUGUGGGUGCUCCCCAGCCAGCACCCUGAGCCGCAGCACCACCUACACCCGGCUGAGCAGUGAGGCCCUGCAUGUGGACCGCAAUGGAAACGCCCCAGGGCCUGACCCGCGUGCAGCGGCACGGGCAGAAAGGGGGCGGACCCACCUGCAUCUGGAGGCGGCCCUUCUGUCAGAGCAGCAAACCCCGUCUGGCCCCGCCCUGAUCCACGGCCCCUCCUCCUCUACCAUGCCACGCUCCUCCACCUACGAGAGGCUGUGCAGUGGAGGGGCUUUGCUGCCAGUCUCCCACUCCUGCCACUCCCUGAAUAACAGCUGCAGGUGCAGCGGACACACCUACCUCCCUCAUCACCACCUCUUCCUUCACCUCCCCCAGGAGGAGCCCCCGGCUGCAUUGGCAGCGGUUGCUGUUGUCCCCGUGAGGGAGGCGAAACCGGAGGUCCGAUCCCAGGCCUGCAGCCCCACCAUGACCUGGCUCUCCUACAACCUAGAGCCGCUGCCUCCAGAUGGCCAUGUGGAGAUGACAAUGAUGCCAACAGUGGCCCAAACCUGCGAGCCCAAGCCUGGGCCACUGUUGUCACCAGAGAGGCAAGGAGGCGCGACAGUGGUGGAGGAUGAAGAGAAGGGUGAAGCUGUUGAAGUUGAAGGUGAAAACAUUGUGGGAGGGGAAGAGGGGGAGGACGGGGCUCCCCAGCGGAACUUCUGGAGCCGAUACUUACUGGUGGACCUGUUGGCGGUGGCAAUGCCGGUGGUGCCGACGGUGGCCUGGCUGUGCCAUGGGGCCUCGCGGGAGGUCAUGCCUGCGUACCACAUCGGUUCUCUGCUACGGGGCUGCUGCGCUGUGGCCCUUCAAUCUCUGCGACGCUCGGGACGUGGCAGUGGCCGUGCCCCCACAAGCAUGAAUGGGGCGACCAAUAUCUGA